AAAAACACAGACAAGGCUGUGCACAAAAACUAACCUUGUUCAAUACGUUUAAAACGUAACAUUUAAUUAUCCUUAUCAUUACAUCCUUAUUACAAACGUAUUCUAAAUAAUGAAUAUAUGUGAAACGAAUGCGCUUUGAACUAUAUUCAAAUGAACAAGAUUAUUGUUCGCUCUUUCUUAUCUUUAACUAAUUAAUUGAAUUGUCAUGUAAUCGUGUAAGAUAAGGUUAAGAUCUUAGUGUUGCUAUGGGACAGCAGCAGCAACAGCGGUGUCAUUUGCGCAUUCACGGGAUAACGUGCCGUGAGCGCGCUUCAGGAGAUGCGCGCUCCUCUGAUUACAGUCAACUGUGAGUGGCAGUGAGUGCUGUAUGGCAAGAAAGAAGUGAAGGAUGUAGUUUCACGGAGCGGGGUCUCGGAUGUCUGCAGCGCACAGAUUUCUUUCUCCCUAAGCCAGAGGGUAACUGGAUGAUGGCAUGGCUAUAAACCGCUGCCCUGGGGGCAGUAUGAGGAUCCAUCUCACCAGUUUCUCCUUAUUGCUCCUCCACUUGCUUUCCAGUUUGGGGCAACUACAGGAGCCAGUGUCCACCUCUAUUCAAUUUACCAGCUCCAUCUACAAUGCCACCAUUUAUGAGAACUGUGCAGCUCGGACAUACAUUAGGACUGAUGUUAAAAUGGGGAUUGUUCUGUCUAAGUUGGGUCCUUUAGACAUCGAAUAUUCCAUUGAAUCUGGAGACGAUGAGGGGCUGUUUCAGGCAGAGGAGUUUAUGUUGGGGGACUUUUGUUUUCUCCGCAUACGGACUAGUGGUGGCAGCGCUGCCAUUCUGAACCGGGAAGUGCAGGAUAAUUAUACAUUAACUGUGAGGGCUACUGCCGGAGGGGGGCUGGAGGCUUCUGUGACAGUUAAUGUGCAAAUUAUGGACAUGAACGACCUCCGACCUUUGUUCUCUCCCACUUCCUAUGCCAUUAAUAUUCCAGAAAGUACUCCUUUGGGAUCAAAUGUGGCUCAGGUGACUGCCACUGAUGCAGACAUCGGCUCCAAUGGCGAGUUUUACUAUUUCUUCAGAGAAGAGGUUGAGGAGUUUGCUGUCCACCCAACCAGCGGGGUGGUAUCACUCACAGCUAAGCCCAAUGCAGAUAAAAAGAGCAGGUUUGACCUUGAAGUUUUAGCAGUGGAUCGUGGAAUGAAGGUUUAUGGGAACAGCGGUAUUAGCAGUACAGCCAAACUAGUGAUCAGUGUUCUGCGUAUCAAUGAGUUUCCACCAACUCUGACUGCAGUCGCACUUUACCCUUUAAUAUCAGACAAAGAGCCGGUUUAUGCUGUUGUUACUGUUGAAGACUUGGACGAAGGACCCAAUGGAGAAAUAGAGUGGGUUGCCAUUAUUGCAGGUGAUCCUCAGGAGCAGUUUGUCCUUGACAGAGCUCCACUUGGAAAUGAGUACAAGCUAAAGAUGUCUGAGCCUGUCAACUGGGAUAAAUUUCCUUACGGUUGCAAUCUCACUUUUCAAGCCAAAGACAGAGGCACACCACCAAGAUUUUCGAGCGCUCAGACUGUACAGCUCCUAGUGAAAAAGCCACAGUCUGUGCAAGUGAGUUUUGAAAGGAAAACUUACAAAACUUCAAUUAUUGAGACUGCACCACCAUGGACCAUUGUAGAAACUGUGAGGAUAUCCCCAAGACCGCCGGUUGUCAGCUAUGCCCUAAGUCUGACCUCUGAUUCAAUAUUUUUUAUAAUUAAUCCACUUACUGGUGUUAUCACGACAGCACAAGAGUUUACCACAUUAAGCCACAUUAAGGUUUUUAAUUUAGAGGUGAUGGAGACAGUGAGUGGAAUGACAGCAAAAGUGCAGAUCAAGGUUGAGGAUGCUAACAACAAUUCACCAAUAUUUACCAGCACAUUUUAUGAAGUUUUUGUAAAUGAGAGUAUUCCCAUUGGCACAGUCAUUCUCACUCUAUCAGCAGUGGAUGAUGAUAAAGGUGAGAAUGGGUGCAUAACAUACAGUAUAGCCAGCCUUCAACCACUACCGUUUAUCAUUAACCAAACUACAGGAGAGCUAAUGACAUCCAAAGAACUGGAUUUUGAAUCAUCCUUGGAGACGUAUGUAUUUGCUGUCCGGGCCUCAGAUUGGGGCUCACCUUACAGACGAGAAAGUGAGGUAAAUGUUACAGUUCAAGUCUUGAACAUCAAUGACAACCAACCCCUUUUUGAGCGUGUGUCAUGUAAAGGUGCAAUAGGACGUGAUUUUCCUGUUGGUCAGACCAUCAUCAUAAUGUCUGCCAUUGAUAUUGAUGAGCUUGGAUUGGUUAAAUAUGACAUUUUGUCUGGAAAUGAGCAAGAUGUAUUCAGUCUUAACCCAGACUCUGGGAUGUUGUCUUUAAAAAGACCCCUCAGUGCAAUGAGUGCAAGGAUUGAACAGUUUAACUUGAAAAUAGUUGCGUCAGAUGGCGAGAUGCUCUCUGAACCCACAUUUGUAAAUAUAUCAUUAGUCCGAGGCAGUAUGCCAGCAAGGAGUUUUAAUUGUCGAGACACAAAAGUUGCACAAAAGUUAGCUGAGAAACUUCUGAAACGAGCCACUGCUAUUAGCAAAUCCAAAGUGGAGGAAGGCUACACAGAUCUGUUUUCUGUCAACAAACAGACACCUCAGUUUGAAUCCUUUCCAUCAGAUAUUGUAGUUCGUGAAGACAUGCCUGUGGGAGCAAGUGUCCUUCAGGUGAACACAAAUGAUGGUGACACAGGCUACAAUGGUCGCAUCCUGCACGCCAUAUCAGAUCCGAACAGUGACAGCUGUUUUAAUAUUGACAUAGAAACUGGCCUAAUAUACAUCUAUCAGCCGCUGGACCGUGAACGUUCAGACCGGUACCUCCUUAACAUAACUGUAUAUGACUUGGGCAUUCCACAGAGAUCCAGUUGGAGAUUGUUAACUGUAAACAUUGAGGAUGUGAAUGAUAAUAGCCCAGAAUUCUCCCUCGAGAGCUACACUGCUGUUGUAACAGAGAACGCAGCCAUUGGCACAGAAGUGAUCCAGGUCACAGCUUCAGAUAAUGAUCUUGGCGUGAAUGGUGAAAUUUCAUACACCUUGUUAACAAACACCCCUCUGUUUUCCAUAAACAGCGAGACUGGUUCUGUUUAUGUGUCUGGUCAUUUGGACAGGGAGUCCAUUUCUGAUUUCACUCUCAAAAUUCAAGCGACAGAUAAGGCAGAAAGAGGGAAUCAGAUGUUCUCUGAGACAACACUGAGAGUCUACCUUGAGGAUGUAAAUGACUGUGCUCCUGUGUUUAUUCCCAAGAGCUACAGUUGCCGUGUUUUGGAAGACCUUCCCAUAGGUGCAGUGAUAGCUUGGCUGCAAACGCAAGACCCGGACAUCGGAUCUGGUGGAUGGGUGAGAUACUCCCUGCCCAACGACUUCAACGGAACAUUUAAGAUUAAUUCUGAAAGUGGUGCCAUUAAGGUGGCUAAGGAUCUGGAUUAUGAGAAGCAACAGUUCUACAAUCUCUCACUAGUUGCAGAGGACUUGGGUUUUCCUGUCAAGCUUCGCUCCGAGUCUUAUCUUGAAGUGGAAAUCAUUGAUGUCAACGAGAACCUCAAUGAGCCAUACUUUUCUGAAUUUGCAGUGAGGGGCUCUGUAAAAGAAAACUCUCGUCAUGGUACAAGUGUCCUCCAGGUGACUGCUCAGGAUGAUGACAAGGGUAGAGAUGGAGUGAUCAGAUACUCUAUCAAUGCUAGAAGUGGCCUCGGAAGAUUUUCCAUUGAUGAAGAAACUGGAAUGAUUUACACUGCUGACUCUCUGGACUGUGAGGCUCAGGAUUCCUAUUGGCUAACUGUAUAUGCGACGGAUCGAGGCGUUGUUCCGCUUUCUGCGUCUAUUGAGGUGUUCAUUCAGGUGGAGGAUGUGAAUGAUAAUGCACCUUUGACUUCUGAACCCAUCUACCACUCGUAUGUUAUGGAGAACUCUCCUAAAGACGUGUCUGUGGUCCGUGUUCAAGCACAGGAUCCGGAUGUUACAGCUUCAGAAAGCCGUCUCACGUACCGAAUCACUGCUGGAAAUCCUCAGAACUUCUUUUCCAUCGAUUACAACACAGGACUUAUCACCACCACGUCAAGAAAACUGGAUAGAGAGCAACAAGCCGAGCACUUCCUAGAGGUCACAGUCAUGGAUGGAGGAGGGAUCUUCAGGCAGUCCACUGUCUGGGUGAUCGUGCAUGUCCAAGAUGAAAAUGACAACACUCCUGAAUUCAAAGAGUCUAUUUAUCGAAUCAGCCUUCCAGAGCGGGAUCGAAACAAACGCGGAGACCCAGUCUACAGAGUCUUCGCUUACGACCGAGACGAAGGAUCCAACGCAGACCUCACGUACAGCAUCGUGGAUGGAAAUGAUGACGGCAAAUUUGUUAUCGAUGCUAAAACAGCCAUGGUUUAUUCCAAGAAGAUGGUCACGGCUGGUGGCUAUGAUAUUCUAACGAUAAAAGCCAUUGACAAUGGGACCCCUCAGAAGUGGUCGACGGCCCGUUUGCAUGUUGAAUGGAUUCGGAAGCCCGUGCCUUCGCCACUAGCCUUGCGAUUUACUGCAGCCGUUUACAACUUCACAGUGGUGGAAAACGCUAAAGUGUAUGAGUCAGUUGGAGUGGUCUCCGUUUGGCAGACAGAAACCCCUUUAUGGUUCGACAUCAUCGGUGGACGAACGUCACGGGAGAAGUUUUAUAUCCCGCAAAGCUCCUGUGGCGCAAACUGUUCAUCUGACAGUGGUAACUAUGAUGGACCGUUUGAUAUUCAGAGAGGCAUUGGAACCAUAGUAAUAGCAAGACCUCUAGAUGCGGAGACGCAGUCGCUAUACAACAUGACGGUACAGGUGACAGAUGGGACAAACACUGCCACUACACAGAUUUACAUAAAGGUUUCGGACAGCAAUGACAACACUCCCAUUUUCUCGGAGCACACGUAUGAAGUCUUGGUGUCUGAGGAUACACCAGCCGACACUGAGGUCUUGCGUGUCAGGGCCAGGGAUAGGGAUGAACGGGCAAAAUUAAGCUACUCUAUUCAUAGCAGCGUUGAUCCAGCCAGCAUGCGGAUGUUUAGGAUCAAUCCUGGUACUGGUGUUAUGUACACAGCUGAUCGACUGGACUAUGAGGCCCGCACUCAGCACAUUCUUACUAUUAUGGUGAAAGAUCAGGAAUUUCCAUAUUACAGAGACUUGGCACGGAUUAUUGUGACUUUGGAGGAUGCCAAUAACCAGCCUCCCAUUUUUACUCAAACUAAUUAUGAUAGUACAGUGUUUGAAUCAGCCCCUCCAGGAACAUCAGCUUUGCAGGUGAUCGCUCUGGACAGAGACUUUGGGAGAAACAGAGAGAUAGUAUACUCAAUUGAUGCAGGCAACACUGGUGGCAUAUUUGGAAUUGAUCCACUAUCUGGCAUCAUUUCAGUAGCCAGAGAGCUGGACCUUACAACUGUGGGUUUUUAUACUCUUACUGUGAGAGCCACAGAUGGAGGUACCCCACCGUUAAGUAGCACCACUACUUGUAGGAUCGCCAUCUCUCUGUCUGAUUUCUCCAGUCCAAAGUUUGCCCAACAAGAAUACCAGGCUGAGAUCACAGAGAAUGUGGCUGUCGGGACUUUUGUCAUAAUUGUGUGUGCAAUCAGCCGAUCUAUGCUGAUUUAUGAGAUUAAAGAAGGAAAUGACGAGAGGAGGUUUAAAAUUAAUCGUUACACAGGUGUUAUCACAACACAAAAGGAUUUUGACUUUGAGAUGACCUCCUCAUACAUACUGGUCAUCCAGGCUGUUAACAUGGCCGGGAUUGCCUCUAGUGUCACUGUCUGCAUCCAAGUGGUUGAUGAAAAUGAUAAUCCUCCCGUUUUCCAGGAUCUCACAUAUACAGGAACCAUCAGUGAGGCAGCCCACGUCAAUAGUGUGGUGAUGACAGAGGAUGGAAAGCCCUUGGUAAUUGAAGCCACAGAUGCUGACAAGAAUCACAACGCCCUCCUAGUCUUCCAGAUUGUGGAGGAAACAGCUAAAUUGUUCUUUACCGUGGACUCGGGAACAGGUUCUGUCAGAACUAUAGCCAAGCUGGACUACGAAACCUUCAGCUCUUUUUAUUUUUCUGUAAAUGUGAGGGAUUGUGGCAGGCCUCAGCUAACAGCAGAGAAGCCAGCCAAGGUCCUAAUCAGGGUUGUGAACAUCAAUGACUCUCCCCCUCAGUUCUCACAAGAAGCUUAUGAGACUAUUUUGCUUCUUCCAACAUAUGUUGGGGUUGAGGUUCUGAGAGUAGAAGCCACUGAUCCAGACAUGACCACUGAUCUAAUGUAUUAUUUGGCUGAUAGCAACUUGGAGCACUUCGAAAUGGAGCCAUCAUCGGGGGUCCUCACUGUUAAAAACAGCAAACUGUCCAAAGACCGUUAUCGUUUCAAUGUCAAAGUGUCAGAUGGGCGGUACUUUUGCACAGCACUUGUUACUGUGCUAGUCAGGGAGGCAAUGGACAGUGGCCUCCUUUUCAGUCAGACUUCAUACUCCUCCUCGGUACUAGAGAACAGUGUGAACAUUACCACAGUGAGCAUUGUAAAUGCUGUAGGAAACCGCUUAAAUGAACCACUAAAGUACACUCUUUUGAAUGCAGGGACGAGCUUUACAAUUCGUCCCACAUCAGGGGUCAUUCAAACCACAGGAGUCCCUUUCGAUCGAGAACAACAGGAAUUGUAUGAACUGGUGGUAGAGGCGAGUAGAGAAUAUGACCAGCUGCGAGUUGCUAGAGUAACCGUCAGAGUAGAAGUUGAGGAUGUUAACGACAAUGCCCCUGAAUUUGUAGGCCUCCCAUAUUAUGCUGCCGUGCAGGUUGACGCACAGCCUGGCUCAUCCAUCUUCCAGGUGUCGGCGACAGAUUUGGACAAAGGAAUAAACGGCGCUGUGUAUUACGAGCUGAAGGAGAACCAUCCUCAUUUUGAAGUGAACAAGCUCACUGGGGAUCUUACUCUUAAAAAGAUCUUUGAUGCAGACUUGUCUAAUGUUGAAUAUCCACUUGUCGUCCUUGCACGUGAUGCAGGCUACCCCUUCCUCUUCACGGUUGCUGAGCUUCCAGUUACAGUUGUGAACAAGGCCAUGCCUGUGUUUGACAAGUCUUUUUAUGGCAUAUCAGUAAGAGAGGACAUUGGGGUGUCCACCCCCAUUUUAUGCAUAAACGCCACAAGUCCAGAAGGCCAAAACAUUAUAUACACUAUCGUAGAAGGGGAUCCCUACUUUCAGUUUGACAUUGGCUUUGACAGUGGUGUAAUUAGUGUCAUAUAUCCUUUAGACUAUGAGACCACAUCCAAUUACAGACUAACCAUAAGAUCUACAGACACUCUAACUGGAGCUAGAUCUGAAGUAGACGUGGACAUAGUUGUUGUGGACGUAAAUGACAAUGCUCCUGUAUUUCGAAAUACCUCAUACUCUACAACUUUACCAGAAAACACAAUGAUUGGGUCAAGUGUGAUACGGCUCUUGGCAACAGACAAGGACUCUGAAAAAAACAAUGUGAUCAGCUAUGAAAUACUUUCUGAUGGAUUUAACAGCACAGAUUACUUCCACAUUGACAGUACCAGUGGACUUCUGCUAACAGCUCGUCUUCUGGACUAUGAACUUACAUCAAGCUUCAGCUUUAUUGUUAGGGCAACAGAUAACGGUUCCCCAUCCCAGAACUGUGAGGUCACGGUCACCGUCUUUUUGAGUGACGUGAAUGACAACCCACCAUCCUUCAACCAACCACUUUACGAAGCCUUUGUGAGUGAACUGGCUCCCAGAGGGCACAUUGUGACAUGCAUCCAAGCUUCUGAUUUAGACAGCUCGGACGCUGAGAGUUUGAGGUACAGCAUACUCUCUGGAGAUGAAAAAAUGAACUUCGUAAUAGACUCACAGACAGGUGUCAUCUCGUUGUCUAGUCAGCGCAGACAGGGAAUGCGGCCAACAUACAACCUCAAUGUGUCCGUAUCAGAUGGGGUAUUCACCAACACUGCACAAGUGAACAUUCGAGUGAUGGGGGCCAACCUUUACAGCCCUGUUUUUAGUCAGAGGUUUUAUUUGGCAGAGGUCCGUGAGAAUGCCCCUGCUGGUUCCAGAGUCAUUCAGGUGCGUGCCACAGAUGAGGACUCUGGGAUUUUUGGCCAGAUCAUGUACUCCUUCAUCAAUGAUCUUGGAAAGAGUCAAUUCAACAUUGGAGCUGAUGGCCUGAUAACAACCGCUCAGAAACUUGACAGAGAGAACCCAAUAAACCGAGACAUUGUAUUGACUGUUAUGGCACUUGAUGGAGGGGGAAGAGCAUCCUUCUGCACUGUUAGGGUAAUUCUUGCUGAUGAGAAUGAUAACGCUCCACGUUUUAGGGCUAUGGAGUAUAGAGUUAGCAUAAAAGCUAAUGUGCCAAUGGGAUCACUGGUGACUCAGAUCCAGGCUCAGGACCCAGAUUCUGGUGACAAUGGCAGAGUUGCCUACUCUCUGUACAGUGAAGCAAGGCUCCCCCUAGUAGAUGUGCUGGAGAUUGAGCCUGACAGUGGGUGGAUGGUCACAAAAGGAAGCUUGGCACAUCUCAGAGGAACGGUACUGUCCUUUUUUGUCAAAGCUACUGAUGGAGGUGUCCCAGCCAAACAUUCUCUUGUGUCUGCAUUUAUUCAUGUCUUGCCACCUGAUGCAAGCGUACCCUCUUUCUCCCAACCCCAGUACUCUUUUACAGUCCCAGAGGACACACCUGUUGGGACAGCCUUAGGAUCAGUGUAUUUAAGUCCUGGGCAGACUGCCUUAUUUUCUGUGGUAAAUGGGGAGACUGGGGAGAGUAACCAGAGUGGUACAUUUUUGGUUGAGAGAGAAACAGGACUUCUAAGGCUUGUUAGCCCCCUUGACUAUGAACUUACAAACAUUUACCAUUUCAAAGUUGCAGCCACCAUGAGGCAGGCACUGGUGGAGUCCAUGUCUGUAGUAGAUGUAGAAGUCAAGGUGCUUGAUGUGAAUGACAACAAACCAUUAUUUGAAACCAGUUCUUAUGUGGCCAUGGUCAUGGAAGGCAUGCCUAGAGGUACUCGAGUUAUUCAGGUACGAGCACUCGACCCUGAUUGGGGCUCUAAUGGACAAGUUAAUUACAGCCUUGGCCCAACCCUAAACCAAGAGCAGGAAAAAGCAAGUGGAUCUGUUGCUGGUGCAAUGUUUGUUAUCGACAGCAAGACUGGUUGGAUCACUACUCUCGGUGACCUAGACCAUGAAAUUUGCCCAUCUUACACCUUUAACGUUGUGGCGUCUGAUCUAGGUGAGGGUGUCUCGCUUUCCUCCACAGCUGUAGUAACUGUUGCAAUAGCAGACGUCAACGACAACCCCCCCACUUUCGAGAGGGAGUAUUACAGAGGUGCAGUGCGAGAGAGUGACCCACUGGGGGAGGUGGUUUCGGUGCUGAGCACUCGUGACGGAGACAGCUCUGAUCAGAAUCGGCUUGUCAGCUUCCAUAUCACAGGAGGAAACCCCAAGGGAGUGUUUGCGCUGGCUCCUAUUCAGGGUGAGUGGAAGGUUUACGUGAAGCGGCCUUUGGACAGAGAGGAGCAGGAUCAAUACCUGCUCAAUAUCACAGCCAGCGACGGCCUGUUUGUAACCCGCAUAGGCGUGGAGGUCACUGUCAUGGAUGCCAAUGACAACAGCCCCAUCUGCAAUCAGGCUGAAUAUAAGGCCUCAUUUCCAGAAGAUGUGGCUGUUAAUACUGCUAUUCUGAAAGUUGGAGCAACAGACUUGGACACUGGCGCCAAUGCAGAAAUUCAGUACUCUCUGUUUGGCAUUGGUGUUGAAGAUUUUUUCAUGGAUGCAAAUUCUGGUGAACUGAAGACGGCCGCUUUGUUGGACCGCGAGAGAACUGCAGGUUAUAUGUUGAUAGCGCAGGCUACCGAUGGUGGAGGCCUUUUUUGUCGCUCUGAAAUUUCUUUGACCAUUCUGGAUGUUAAUGAUAAUGCCCCAUCAUUUGCUUUCACACGGUUCAUGGCGAGUGUAUAUGAGAGUGCAGCACCCAAGGCCUUGCUCACACGCCUUCAGGCUAAUGAUCCAGAUGAAGGUCUGAACAGGAAGAUUGUGUACUCGCUUGUUGACUCUGCUGGUGGCGUCUUCUCCAUUGAUCCAUCGUCUGGUCUGGUGAUGCUCGAGAAGACCCUGGAUAGAGAAGUACAAGACUUGUAUCAGAUCAGGAUCAAGGCUGCAGACCGAGCCGGGGCCGAAGGUUCACUCUCCGCCCAGGUGGACCUCACCAUCAUGGUUCUGGACGUGAAUGACAACCCACCUGUGUUUGAAAAGCAAGAUUAUUCAGUCACAGUGCCGGAAGAUGUUGCAGUUGGAACAGAACUGCUGCGUGUCAUUGCCACGAGUGGCGACAUUGGAGUGAAUGCAGAAAUCUACUAUCGAAUUUUGUCUGGAAAUGAGCUGGGGAAGUUUUCCAUCGAUGAUUCAAGAGGCAUCAUUUCUGUGGCUGAUGAUCUGGACUAUGAGAUCUGCAAGGACUUUUUCUUAAACGUCGAGGCCUUUGAUGGCGGCUCGCCUCCCUUGAGAGCCGCGAUUAUUGUAACCAUCGAGCUCCUGGACGUCAAUGACAACUCGCCCUCAUUCAGCGAGGAAAUCUACAAUGUUCUGAUCAGCGAAGACAUAGCCAUUGGAGAAACCGUCACAAGGCUGUUUGCUGAGGACUUGGACAGUCAGAUCAACGGUCGCAUCACUUACUCCAUUCUGAAAGGGGAUCGUGAAAACCAGUUUUGGAUCGACCCCGUUACCGGGCUUCUGAAAGUUAACAAGGCCCUGGACAGAGAGACGGUCUCGAGCUACUCAUUGUCUGUGCAAGCGUUUGACAGCGGGUCACCUGCCAAGUCAACCACUGUGAAUGUCAAUAUCGAGAUUGCCGAUGUGAACGACAACCCGCCGCUCUUCUCUCCUGCUAAUGCUUCAGCUGUUAUUCAGUUGAACAAGCCUGCAGGAAGAACCAUCCUCACACUGUCAGUUUCUGAUAAGGAUUCAACUAGAAAUGGUGGACCUUUUGAGUUUCGCCUGGUGUCUGGAAAUGAGGGCAAUGCCUUUAGUUUGGACCAGAAUGGAGAGUUACGGACAAGCCAAGCGUUUGGCCCGGAUGCAACUCGAGAAUAUACACUUGAGAUUCAGGCGCGUGACUCCGGCAAGCCUCGUCUGUCCUCCACAUCCUUUGUGUUCGUGCGUGUCAUUGGAGACAGCCUCUUCAAACCUGUGGCCUUCCCACUGGAAAUCAGCAUUGUCAUGGCCGCAGAUGUGUUUCCUGGCGGGAUUAUAGGCAAGGUCUAUGCCACAGACCGAGACGACAAUGAUGUUCUGUCUUUCAGCCAGAGACCACAAUCAAAGAGCCUUUUUAAAAUCAACAGACAGGACGGGAAGAUUGUGGCACUAAAUGGUCUGGAGCCUGGAAGAUACUCUCUUAACGCUACGGUCAGUGAUGGGCGUUUUUCAGUGACUGUUGGCGUCAGUAUCCUGGUGGAGCAGGCCACAGAUGAGAUGGUGCAGAAUGCUGUGACUCUGCGUUUCCAGGACUUGUCGCCUGAGGAUUUUGUGGGUGUUUACAUGACGGACAUGAAGAAGGUUCUCCGUAGCUCACUGAUCAGUGAUGGGACAGAUGUUCUGGAUGGGCCAGACCCUCUCCACAUCCUGGGUGUCCAGCCACUGAGCCGCACCAAUCAGCUGGAGGUGCUUCUUGCCGUGGAGACACCAGAUGGAGGAUUUGUUGGCCCAGGAGAACUGGCUCUCAAGCUGGAGGAGGCAAAGGGUCUGCUGAAGGGAGCGUUGCGAGUGGUCAGUGUCCUGGAUCAGAGCUGCUCAGGGGAGCUGGAAUGCGGAGAGAGAGCCUGCGAGCUCAGUCUCAGUCUCGACUCCAUUGGUUUGGUCACUUACACCACUUCCAGAGUCAGCUUUGUGUCACCACGCUUCAGCAGGAAAGAGAUGUGCACAUGCCCGGGAGGAAUAUGUCCGUCUUCUCUCGAGCUCUGUGAUGGGCAAACAUGUCCGUCAGACAUGCAGUGUGUGCGCAGCGGCCCCACAGCGCCCUCUCUCUGCCAAUGUCUGCCAGACAAGCUGGACAAGUGCGCAGGUCAAACAUCUUUGAGCUUUGCGGGGAACAGUUACAUCAAAUACAGAGUGACGGACAGUGAUAAGAGCAGAGACAUGAAGCUGGGCUUGAAAAUCCGAACUCUGCAGAGCCAGGGUGUCAUCAUGUACACACGCGCAGACCCCUGCACGUUGCUCAAGAUUGAGGAAGGGCGCCUGUGGUUCCAGAUGGACUGCGACAACAGACUGGACAUCCUGGGCAUCUCUGGUCGUCCAAUCAAUGACGGGUCGUGGCACAGUGUGACCCUGGAGCUGACCAGCAACUAUACUCUUCUUUCUCUGGACGACAGCUAUGUGGAGCGCCGGCGCUCUGCACGAGCCCCUGUUCGCAUCUGGCCCUUGGCUGCAGACGCAUCGCUCUUCUUUGGGGCUCAGGUGUUGCAUGGACCAGUGGGUGGAGGCGGUCAGAGGCCCCCACGGGUGCAAGAAGGCUUUCAGGGGUGCCUUGGGUCCCUUAUGCUCAAUGGAAAUGAACUCCCUUUACAAAAUAAAAGGAGCCGCUAUGCAGAGGUAGCUGGACUGAGUGACGUCAAGCUCGGAUGUGUUUUAUAUCCUGAUCCCUGCCUCGGAGGACCAUGUCAGAAUGGAGCUGCUUGUGCAAAGAUGCCCUCUGGUGAUUUCUUGUGCAGCUGCCUGCCGCAGUUCACCGGGUCUCGCUGUGAGAUGGAAGUGACGUCCUGUGUACCGUCACCUUGUCAGAACGGAGGUGAUUGCAAGUCUGUUGGAAACAACUUCCUCUGUGGCUGCCUCAAAGGCUACACUGGAGUCAUAUGUGAUGAGGAUGUGAACGAGUGUGAGAGAGAGGAGUGUGAAAAUGGAGGAAAGUGUGUCAACACAUUCGGGGCCUUCUACUGUAACUGCAGCACAGGCUUUGAGGGUCAGUUCUGCGGGCAGCCGUCGCUAGACAGCCUGGACACUGAAGCCUUGUCAUACGUCGGACCGGGAGAGAUCAUCGGCAUCGGCGUUUUGCUGUUCGUUGUUUUGGUCUUGUUGACCCUACUGGCCGCCUUUCGUAAAAAAGUCCUCCGGAAGGACUGGAGCCGAGGAGAGGCAGUGGGCAUCUCCACAGAGACCAACUACAUGCUGCAUAAGACCAGCAUCGGAGCUGAGGGAAUUGAGUUCAAAUCUGUACGAGUCAGUGGCGAGUGUCGCACUAGCUUGUACCGAAAUGACAGUACAGGAGGGCCACCGCAGGUCAUGGUGCGUCCCACAGCCUACACACUUCCCCAAUGCCAGGGCAUCCCCCGAGGGGAGAUAGAUAAGGCUGAUGGAGGCCUGGCCACCCUUUGCUGCCCUCCACAGAUGAGCACCUUCCAGCCGGAUCUGCCACACAUCCUUGGGAUGCCAAGAAGAGGUGUAGCCAUCUGCAGUGUGGCACCCAAUCUACCCCCAUCACUGUCCCCAAAUCCAUCCGAACGCAGUCCAAUCCGCAAACCUCCCUGGGAGGAAGAGGAGGAUGACGACGAUGAAGAUGAUGACGACAACAACACGGAGCAUAAAGUCCGAGCUCUGGAGUGGGAAGGCAGAGGUUAUCAGGUGGAUGGACAGGAAGCUUACAGAAGUGGGGGAGCUGUAAACGCAGCAGAAGAGGUCACCGGCUUCUCUGACAGCAGCACCAGCGAGGCUCAUUCCCUCAGGUCUUUCCAGUCCGAUUCCUGCGACGACAACGCCUCCAUAGUGACUGUUAUACGACUGGUAAAUAAUGCAGUGGACACCAUUGAAAAUGAAGUUGCAGGUCUGGGUGACAUGCAGCCUCACAGUAGAACCUCAAGCCCACACCUUCACUGUGAGGAUGAGAUAUGCUUGGAUUUCAUCAAAGAGUAUUUUAUGAAUUCUUAUCAAUGGCAAACAUCAGACUGGCAUGACGCCUCUCUGCCAGGUAUGGAAUCACCACCUCGAGACCAAACCCCUACACCACCACCUCCACCCCUCCCUGCUCCACCACCUCCACUGACCCCUUCACGGCUAGGUGGCACACCGACCCGUCUGGGCGGCAGCGUUCGAUUGGACGGAAGCACUCUAUCGCUGCAGACUGGCUACCCGUUACGACGGUACCAUGGCCAGAGAGAUUUCCACACUUCUUUAACUCUGGAUGAUAACGGUUCACCAGUUUAUGAAGAAUAUCGUGAUCCAGAUCAUUAUGACACUGCCUCUACUAUUCACCCGCUGGGAUUUAGUGAAGGACGAUCUAGACCUGACUACCAUCACUCCAGUCAAUACUUGCUUUCUCACCCUCCUCUACUUGCCUGGGAAGAGCGUCCGCGUGUCUGGGAAGAUGCUCACACCUUCGGUAGCCAGCAGGAGAUCGACAGGCUGGGCAGGAUUUCGCUUCGGGCUCGUUUGCGGGGUCAGAGCCCAAAGACAUCUCUGUCCAACAUGAGAGAUUAUUAUUGACCAUUACCUUGACAGAAAGUGCUCAAUUUUACUCGAUACAUGUGAUCAUGCUACUGACGUCAAAGUGUGUGCUAAUCUGUUGGGAAUGGAAGCAGCCUUAAGCCCAAAGUAUACAUCUUUUCUAAACUGUAUUCACGCAAGUAACAGAUACCAAAUAGUAGGAACUGUGUGAGUAAAGCUUACUUCCCUGGUCUCAAGGUAGCUGGACUAGCAAAUGAUGUUAGAUCAAAUCUUGCUCUGAGGGAUUCGAAAUGGGUUACAUUGGUGCCAUGACCCUGUUUGUACUGAGGCUUUUGGGGGAGGGUGGGGUGUAAUGUAGACCAGUUUAGCAGGGGAGAGUGUAACGUGGAAAAAAUAAUGGGAGUUGUGUAAGUAAACCUCACCCCCCUCUGUCUUACGAGAUGCACUAAAGUUUCUAGCAUCCUUGUUGGAGUACAUGUUUCUCAUGUAGAUCCACAGGUUUAAAUCCUGGUGCGAGUAAAACCAAAAGAGGGAGUUAUUUUUUUGCUAUUUUGCUAUGACCCCUAAUGAGUAAUGAUUAGGUUGGUGAAAGUAAUGGGUAAUGAAGAUCAGCUACUUCCCAUGCUAGAAGUGUUUAAAUCUCACUCUGAGCAAUGGUGUGUAGAACUGCAGGGUUUGCAUUGGUGCCGUGACCCGGAUCGGAAUGAGAUUUAAGUGCAUGAGUGUAACAGAGGACAUUUAGAAGGAGCUGUGUGAGUAAACCUCAGUCCUUUCACUACUAGAUUCUAGAGGCAUACUUGAGGCAGAGGUAUUUAGUAUUUAGUUGGAGAGCCAUCCUGCCAUCCUGGAAACUGCAGUACCAAUGGAGGUGUUGCACAUCCACAGUUAAAUGCACAGGUCUGCAAAUUUGUGUAAGUGAAAAUGUCUUAAGUCAUUUCACACAGGUGCUUAAUAACAUCUUACUUAUAUCUAUUAAGCAGAUGCUUUUUAUUCAAAGCAACGAGUGAGAAUUAAAAGCGCUUCAGAUCACCAGAGAACAGCAAUAUAUAGAUGCCAUGACAAGUCUAAGUUAGCUUAGACUUAUUUUAUUAUUAUUAAGUCCUUGUGUCAGAGUUUGUAGGAGAGUGUCUGGUGCAUGUAAAGAAGACUGUGUACCUCUGUGAAGCACACUGAGAGAUGCACAACAAUUUCCCACAAAUAUGAGAACAUAUUUGUCUAUCAAGCCUUGUUUUUUGUGUGUGUUUUCACAUUGUGAUACAGCUUGGUUCAAGAUAUACAAACUAGGUAGUAAAGAAAAACUCAAAUCACCUGUGUGAACUGAAAAUAUGUUGUAAACCUACGUAGAAAUUUUGUGCUGUGUUGUUUUGAUGCACAUUCUAGUUUACACUUAAAAAGUAUACUUUGGGCUUCAGUCAUACUGUUAAUUAGUAACACCUCUUCAUGUGCUUUUUGAAAGGAAUUGUUCACCCAAAAGUGAAAAUCCCCAUCAUUUACUCACCGUCAUGUUGUUCCAAACAUACACCCAAAGAAGAUAUCUUUAAGAAAAACUCAUAAAGAUUUGGAACAACAUGAUGGUGGGUACAUUUUUGGGGGGUUAACUUGGUGAGAACAUGCAUAGUUGUAAUCAACCCAGGCUCAUUGUGGAUAUGUGUCCAGGUCUACAUUUCUGGGGACAGUGAAAUACAUAACCUUAGGUACGUCUGCUUGUACUUUUUGCAAAUCCACCAGAUGUUUAUACUUUUUGAUGAUUACAAAUUCCUUUCACGCGUCCACUUUUCAUGUAAAUGAUCCGGCACCUCGUUUUACCGAACUCCCUCUUCACGCAUCCCUCCUCCCUGCUCUUCACCUUCAUCUACGACAACACCCACCCCACCAACUCUUCACUUUCGCAUUCCCUACACCUCUCCCUCCUCUGGUAACAUGCCGGAUUUAUUACCCAGAUCUGUUCCGGGACCUCGCAAUUUACAAUUUUACAAAUUAAGCACUGCCUACUCCCAACCCAACCAAUAGUGUUUUAAAAAGCAAUCUAGAAAAAGAAAAGUCGGUGUGAUUUCACCCAAUUUUCAGCCUGUUGUUUAUUUAUUAAUAGAUUUAUUUUUUGGUUUUGUGUUACCUGGUUUCUGGAACCAUUCUUUACCGGACUUCACCAUCUCAGUCAACUCCGCAUUCCAAGUCAGACAAUGUAUGAAGUGAGCAACUGAGCAAACUGGUAAUGCUGGAAAAGCCGUCCAUGCGGAGGUGAGCGGUCAGCUAGUGACUCUGUCGUUGGUGACAUCAUACUCCCCGUAGUGUUCAUUUUAAAGGUGAAAUGCAGCCAGACAAACCUCUCCAGAAAUGUAGACAGGUGUACGUAUCCACAAUGAGCCCUUAGUUGGAUUUAACACACUCUCAUGUGUUCAUUGAAGAAGCUGUCUGAGACCGGCUUUGUGUUGAUAUGCUACUGUGUUUGUGAAACCAAAUAUGUUAUUGAUGGAAUCCGGAUACAGGGUUGUUUCUCAACCAGGAAGGCUACAACUUAUAAGGGGCCUCAAAAUGGUUUUAACUUAGCAUUAAAAUAAUCUAAAAUAUUUAAAUCAAAA
Molecule: messenger RNA, 17025 nt
Organism: Danio rerio (zebrafish)
Lineage: Eukaryota; Metazoa; Chordata; Actinopteri; Cypriniformes; Danionidae
Source: RefSeq, a predicted model, not a curated record